AUGAACGACGGAAGUUACUUCAAAAGUGGUGGUGGUAGUGUCGAAAUGGGAGCAAGUAGUACUAGCCCAGGAGGAGGAGGAGGAGGAGGUGGCGGUGCGACAGGAGUAGGCCCUUCUGGCACAACUGGCUCCGGUGCCAGUCAAAGCGAAAAACGAGAUGGAUCAUGCUCCGGCAGCAUCCGAAGGCGAAGCACCAGCAAUAGCUCCGUCAACCGAAGGAACGAAUCAAAAGUGUCUUCUGACCAUGCCUCCUCCGACUGCCCAGAGGACAGUCCUGAGGCUAUCAAGUGUGUCAACUGUGGCGGUGCUUAUCAGGGCUCCGACAAGCAGUGCCCCAAACGCGAGGAGUUCAAGCGUAUCUGA
Molecule: messenger RNA, 363 nt
Organism: Ochlerotatus camptorhynchus
Lineage: Eukaryota; Metazoa; Arthropoda; Insecta; Diptera; Culicidae
Exons: 2
Coding region: 1-363 (120 amino acids)
Source: RefSeq, a predicted model, not a curated record